CAGAUAUGUGGCACAGAUAACAAGACAUACAGCAGUGAUUGCCAUCUCUUUGCAACAAAGUGUCAACGAGAAGGAACAAAGGAGGGCAACCAUCUUCAUCUGGACUAUCAAGGACCAUGCAAAUACAUCCCACCAUGUACAGACUAUGAACUUGCUCAUUUUCCCUUCAGAAUGAGAGACUGGCUGAAAAAUGUUCUCAUACAACUGUAUGAAAGGUGUCUGGAAAAUCCAAACCUUCUCUCAGAGAAGCAGAGAAACAAGGUUAAAAAAAUCUAUGAGAAUGAGAAGCGUCUGGAGGAAGGUGAUCACAACAUUGAGCUCUUGGUGAAGGAUUUUCAGAAAAACUACCACAUGUAUGUGUAUCCUGUUCACUGGCAGUUUAACCAGCUUGAUCAACAUUCUAUAGACAGGCUGCUCACAAGAUCAGAACUUUCUGCACUGCGUGCCCCAUUGAUCCCAAUGGAACAUUGUGUGACGGCAUUUUUACAGGGCUGCAACACAAAUAAUGAUAAACACAUUUCCCUGCAGGAGUGGUGCCACUGUUUUGGAAUCAAAGAUGGUAAUAUUUAUGUCUAA
Staurois parvus is the source of this 576-nucleotide messenger RNA. The record is from the annotation of a GenBank genome assembly. Lineage: Eukaryota; Metazoa; Chordata; Amphibia; Anura; Ranidae.